Molecule: messenger RNA, 1889 nt
Organism: Pieris brassicae (large cabbage white)
Lineage: Eukaryota; Metazoa; Arthropoda; Insecta; Lepidoptera; Pieridae
Product: peptidyl-prolyl cis-trans isomerase FKBP8
Exons: 8
Coding region: 206-1426 (406 amino acids)
Molecular function (GO): protein binding; peptidyl-prolyl cis-trans isomerase activity
Source: RefSeq, a predicted model, not a curated record
AUAGUAGGGAUUUGUAUUUCAAGUCUUUUGAAAAUUGUAAAUUCCAAAUUUUUUCCAGAUUACCGUAAGGCAAAAGUUGGAUUGUCAUCUGAACACGUAAAAAGAAUACUUUGAUCUUUAAAAAGAAUACCUUUAAAAUAUAUUGAUGAUUCUAUUUACAGUACUGUUUCAUUUAUAAGUGAUUUCUGUGAUAUCUUGUAGAAAGAUGAGUGAAGACGAGCGUACAUUAGUAGACAAGUCUGAAAGUAGUUCAUUUGAAGACCUAGCGUCAGCAGCUGCUCACGAAAUUGAGGAAGCAAAAUUAGCUGAGGCAGCAGCUGCAGAGAAGAUUAAGCUAGAUGGAAAGGCUCCAGCUGCCACCGAGUGGCAAGAUCUGUUAGGAUCUGGGUCUAUUUUGAAAAAGAUACUUAAAGAAGGUGAUGAAUCGGAAGGCUUACGGCCUCAAAGAAGUGAUAUAUGCAGGAUAAGCUAUGAAAUAAGAAUCAGGAAUGGAAAACAUGAAAAUAUGGAAAAGCGGGACCAAGUGAAGAUAUACUUGGGUGAUAAUGAAAUAUUACAAGGUCUUGAUUUAGCAUUGACACUGAUGUACAAAGGUGAAAUAUGUUUACUACAAAUAGCUCCAAGGUUUGCCUAUGGUGACACUGGCUUAAAUCCGGGAGACAGUUUGGGUUUGGUUGGAGAAAUAAACAGUCCAAAAUAUGAGGGACCACCAAUAGGUCCAGAGACAUGGUUAGAAGUUAAAUUAGAAUUACACGAUUGGGAGGAAGAACCAGAACAUGAAACAUUAACAAUUACUGAAAGAAUGGAAAUCGGCAUCCGCCGUCGUUGCCGAGGCAACUGGUGGUAUGGUCGUGGUGAGACGCAGCUGGCCGUGCAGUUGUACAGACGGGCUCUGGACGUCCUCGACGAGAGCGAAGGUGGCAUCACGGAGCCCACGGCCACCGGAGAGGUGACCCAGGCCUCUGAUGCUUUAAUGGCCUUAUUGGACGAACGCAUGCGCGUACACAACAAUAUGGCCGCUGCGCAGUUGCGGGCUGGAGCGUACGAUGCCGCCUUGCAGGCCGUAACUAGAGUGCUCACUUGCCAACCGAACAAUGCGAAGGCACUCUAUAGGAAAUCUCGUAUUUUAACCGCCAUGGGGCGCAAUUCCGAAGCCCUACAGGCGGCCAGGGCCGCCGCGGCCGCGGCUCCCGAGGAUACUGGCGUCAGAAAGGAGUUACAAAAGUGUGAACAAAAGGCGAACAGAGACAAGUCCGUAGAAAGGAAACUGGCCAAGCGAAUGUUGGGCACCGGCGGACAGGGCAAAGCGUCCCCGGACAAAAACCCGGGGCGGGCCAAGAUGUUGGUGUGGGGAUCUCUGCUGCUAAGUCUGUUGGUGGGCGUGGCCAGUGUAUUGGCCUACCGAUACAAGAAUCAGCCGCAGUGAACGCAUUGACUUAAAACACCCGUGGAGCAACAUAAUCGACGAACGUGGCACGUAGCUGACUUCCUAACUUCGACUUUGUUUGAGCUUUAACUUAGAGAAACAAAAUAUCAGAAUAUUAUUUUGGUAAAACGAUUAGCUUUACUCGAUAGAAAUCUUAUUUUUAUAUUUCUCAAGACAUAUCAGUUUUUCAUUUCCCUAUCGGCAUUUUCUUGUGUGAUUUUUUUUUGUAUAUUCUAGUUUUAGUGCCAAAAUCCUAACUUAUUUUUUAUGUACCUAUAGGAUCUUUUUUUUAAAGUGCUCUAAUAUUUUUUGAAAAUGUAUAGUUUAAGACAUACGCAUUCCAACUGGAUUUCUGGUACUUGGCAUUUUCAAUAAAUCACAAUAGAAUAUUCGUAUGAACAAAGUAUUUGUGUUAAUCGAAACAUUGGUUUGGUGGUCUAUAAAUAAAAUUGUUGGAAACUUA